This is a messenger RNA of Rhincodon typus (whale shark), 4908 nucleotides long. It is a transcript of the gene dhx57, whose product is annotated as DEAH (Asp-Glu-Ala-Asp/His) box polypeptide 57. NCBI's taxonomy places the organism in Eukaryota, Metazoa, Chordata, Chondrichthyes, Orectolobiformes, Rhincodontidae. The record is from RefSeq and is a predicted model, not a curated record. Gene Ontology annotation, molecular function: metal ion binding; RNA binding; protein binding. The coding region runs from base 1675 to 4290 and encodes 871 amino acids. Gene Ontology annotation, cellular component: intracellular anatomical structure. The transcript has 11 exons.
UACCGUAGGAAGGGCAGGGUGCUGCCAAUCCGUUAGGAGCUGGGAGGGAGGGGAAAGCAUAAUUCUGGAAAAUCCCUAAAUCUUACAGGCUAGUGAUGUUGAUGGCUAUGUUUUUGAGUAGACGUCGUCUGGGUCUUGAUUUAAUGCUCCUCAUUUGAUAGACAGUGUCUCUGACACUAGUCAUUCUUUUAAGUGCUGCACUCCAGUAUCAACCUGGAGUUUUGUGAUUGGUGUGGGAUUUUCCACAACCAAAAAUUUUGACUUGGAAGUACGAGUGUUAUUACUGAACUAGAACUGAUAUCACAAUGAGAAAAACUGUGAUUUCCAUAAGAACAAUGAUGUGCUUACAUUGAUGUUGGACGCCACCUUUCAAAUCUUUCCUUUUUGUUUUAAAAUGACAUGUAUUUGGUGUUUGUCAUUCUUAAAAAUAACAUAGCGUCCUGUAUUAGAAAAUAACUCAUAAUAUUGGAAAUCAGAAAAUCAUGGAGGUAGCAUCUUUUUCUGAUCAUUCAAAGUCUUUUUUUUUCCUGCUGCUCUGAUGGGAUUUGAUAAUGUAAUUCAUGAGAAUUCACUGUGUAGACUAACUGAACCUGAAGACCAACUUGGAGAGUAAAUUGAAAAUUGAUCUAAGAUAACAAUAUUUCAGUGAUUUAGAGGCUAAUUUCUAGGGGAUAGUUGAAAUACUGUUGAUUGAUUCAAAGGAAAUUUCGAUUUAUUUCAGAAGAUGAUGUUUUGGAAAACUGUGUGUGUGUGUAAUUGAAAUAUGGCGGAAGUAAUAUGUUUGGAAGUAACAAAUGACUUUGAAACUAUAAUUUCCAAAGCACACCUACACUUUUUUUCCAUAUGUUUAUUCCUAUCAUAGUUACUGAGGUGGUAGAAGGUGAAUGAGAUAAUCUAUGGUCUUUUUGUCCUAUGCCCUAGUCAUAAUUUGAAUUAUUGAAUAAUUUGAUUUUUAAAAAUUAAUUUAUGGUAUGUGGGUGUGGCCAGCACUUAGCGCCCAUGCAUAAUUGCCCUUGAGAAGAUGCUGAUGAGCUUUAUGAAGGUAGCAGAUCAUUUAAAUAAAGUUACUUUGAAGUAACAGAACUUGAGUGCCCUUAGCAGCUUAAGCAGUAGCAAUCUUUCCAAAAAAAUCUAAUAUCUUAAAAGGUCUGAUCUUUUUCGUGAGUGUCAAAUUUGUAAACAGUUGCAAAACAUGGCAGGUUUUUAUUUAUACCUUGUAGUUGAUAGUAGUAAUUUGCCUUUAACCUUCUUCAACAUAAUAAGUGGUUUUGGGAAAAUUUUUGAAAAACUAUGAAAUAUGGAAUCUCGAAGUAAUCCAUUCAUAAUUUGCCUUGCAAAGCUCCCAAGUUGAUUGCGUUUUUUGUUUUAUAUAGCAGUAUUCAUCACCAUUAACAAUUUGGACAAGUGUAGUGAAGGCAAUUUGAACUUUUUGAAGUGUAGUUGUUAAUGUAAUUUUGGAACAGCAAGAGGUUAGUUGUGCAUAGGACGGUUCCACAAACAGCAAUGAGAUAAUGACCAGAUAAUCUCUCUGUUUUAGUGAUGUUUUUGAAGGAUAAAUAUUAGCCAGAACCCUAAGUAGAACUUGUCUCAGUGUAUUAUAAAUGCCUCGAAUUGAAAACUAUUUAGUUGUAAUAUAUUACAAGUGAUUCAUCUUUUGAACAGUGAUCAUCAAAAAUGAAUUUUGGAAGGAGGCCAAACAGAGGAGGAGGAAAGUUCAACAAGUCUCAUGGUGGUACAGGAGGAGGAAGUAGGAAAGCCUCGGGAAAAGCCUGGGAUGAUGGGGAUGAUUUCAGUUUCGCCCAAAAGCCAACUGUCCCGAUGAGGACUCGGAGUAGGGGAAAAGGAAAAUCUGGAAUUGGAACUUCAGCCAGAAGUGGACCAGGAACCAGAUUUGGAGUUGGAAGUAGAGGAGGAACGAGAACUGGAGUUGGGGGUGCAGCAGGAACAGGAUGUAGGAAAUUUGCUGAUGAAAGGAUGAAGGAUGAAUCAGAGUUCAACUUAUUUGGUAAUAUGUUAAAAUCACAAAGCUCAAAAAGUAAUAGCCAAAGGGGAGAAAGACUUGGAUCCAAAUCCAGUGAUCAAGGAGUACUUUUGCAGACUAUAAACAUGACUGCCGAAAACCAGAAGGAUGUCAAGCAACUUCUGCGGGAACUGCAAAAUUAUGAAAAGGAGGUUGCAGUACAAAGUGAUAAUUCUGAAGAGGAAUGUGAUCCGAAGGAAGAGUAUGACGAACUGGAUUACAGAGAUGAAGAUCAGUACUGGUCCACGAAGGAAGAGGGUUUGGCAGUUGCUGAAAGUGUUCCCUUGGUGCACUAUCCUGUCAAACAACAAGCCAGUUUUGAGCAAUCUGAGAUCUCUCCUUUUGCUGUUCGGAAGCUGACAAGGUAUGGUUUUCAUGCAGAAUAUUGCAAAUCAGCACUCAAGAUGUUUGAUGGAGAUGCAGGAACAUCUUUGGAAUAUCUAUUGCAACUGUGCUUUAGGGAAAAGUUCAAAGAUAGAAUCAAGGCCUCUCCCAGAUCUGGUAAUAUUAUCUUGGAGGAUUGUGUGGAGAGGAGGCAAGAAGAAGCUCUCGUUCUUAGCUCCAUUUUUGAGAGCAAAUUCUCUGAACGUAUUCAAAACCGGGUCUGGACUAUUGAAUUGGCACUUGUGUUCCUGACACAGGGACUUAAUAAAUUUCGAAGGUCUGAGACUGAAGAUGUGACAAUAAGGACUCUGAAAGAUGUUUGUCAGUAUUAUCUCAAAGGCGGUUGCCGUUUUGGGUCAAGAUGUAAGUUCAGACAUGAGCUUCCUUCAAAGGGAGAAAAGAAGGAGGAUAAUCAUUUGCGUUGUGACAGCAAUGCUCUUUUGUACACGCUUGAGAUCCGAUUUCCGCCUAAUAAUAAAUAUCCAUACGAGGCCCCACUUUUAGCUUUCUCUACUACUAAUGACUGCCUGCCUCAAGCUUGCCGUUUGCAUAUAACUGAACAUCUCUACGGAGAGGCCUUGUUAGCUGCAAAAACUCAUGAACCAGUGGUUCACACUUUAAUCAUGUGUUUGGAAAAUGAAGCGAAAAUGAAUGAACUGCUUCUUGAAACCUCCCAUAAAUACAGUGUGCCUCCUGUUCCCCUGUCUCUCUUGACUGAACAAACUAAUGGUGAACAAACACCUCGCAAAUAUCCUCUUGAUCAGCAGCUGGCAGUUAAAGCUUAUACUGGAGCAGAAUUGGAAGAUGAUGACUUACAGGAAGAAGAGCCUGAGGCUGUGGUUAUGGAAACAGAGAGUUAUGUGUAUCUUAAGAAGAAACAGUUGAAGAAGUAUAACUGGAAACUGGGGAAUGUAUAUAGGGAAAACCAAAAACUUUGUAAACAAUUUCAAGCGAAACAGUCUUCCAGACAAUAUCAGACAAUGUUGCAGGAAAGGAAAAAACUUCCAGCGUUUCGUGAGAGAGAGACAAUCUUGAACUUACUGAACAAGGCCCAGGUCCUGGUAGUGAGUGGUAUGACAGGGUGUGGAAAGACAACUCAGAUUCCUCAAAUUAUCCUGGAUGACUCUCUUAAUGGUCCUCCUGCAAUGGUUGCCAACAUCAUAUGUACUCAACCUCGAAGAAUUUCUGCUAUUUCUGUAGCUGAGCGAGUAGCCAAAGAACGGAUCGAGAGGCUAGGAGGUAGCGUCGGAUACCAGAUUAGACUUGAAAGUGUGAAGGUUGUUAUCUGGCUACAUCUAGCUCUGUUCUGUGAUUUUGUUCUUUUAUUUCAGGCAAACUCCAAUGCAGAAAACAUGAAGUUAAUUUCAGCGAUAUUGUGUGCUGCCCUCUACCCGAACGUUGUCCAGGUGACCACUCCUCAGAGUAAGUAUGCGAAGACGAUGUCUGGUACACUAAAAGUGCUACCAAAACCAGAAGAGCUGCACUUCAUCACAAAGAAUGAUGGAAAUGUCCACAUCCAUCCUUCUUCAGUGAACUAUCAGGUCCGGCACUUUGAAAGUCCUUAUUUGGUAUACCAUGAGAAGGUGAAAACCAGCAGAGUUUUCCUGCGAGACUGCAGCAUGGUUUCUGUCUACCCCCUGGUGCUGUUUGGGGGUGGCCAGGUCAGUGUGGAACUUGAGAGAGGGCAGUUCAUCAUCUGUCUCGACGAUGGAUGGAUUCGAUUUGCUGCAGCUUCUCCUCAGAUUGCUGAGCUAGUUAAAGAGCUUCGCUGGGAAUUAGAUCAGCUGCUGGAGGAUAAAAUUAAGAAACCCAAUAUGGACUUGUGUACUUGUCCAAGGGGAUCGCUCAUCAUUGACAUGAUUGUUAAACUUAUAACCACUCAGUAAGAACGAAGCUGGGAAAAUGUUUUUUGCCAAGGUGACAUUCAGAUGCCCCGAGAACUUGGAGGAAAAACUGCUCAGCCAUUUGCACUAUCUUCCCAAACACUGGCAACUGAAUUCCGACUUCCUCGUCAGCACUAAGUGAAGAUAAAAAUGAUUGUGAACUGCUUGUUCUAGCUACAUUAUGUAUGCACAAGAAUUUGAAUCAUUGCAACAAGCAAAACCUACUGGUUCUAUUAAUAAAUGAUAUAUUAUUGACAACUCAGAACUAAAACAACUUUGUCAAGGAAGUCAUAUUUUUACUGUUCAACACUAUGCACAUAGAAAAUUGCAGACUUAGUGGAUCAUCAUUAUUAUACACUUACCAGCCAAAAUCUUAACAUGAACUUUAAGAUGAGGGUUACCAGUUUCACUUCAAUAGAAUGUAGCUUGUCCUAGAAAAAUGCUGAAGUUGUAAAUAUUUGUUUUGCAUAAGGGGUGACCUGCUGGUGCAUUUUGAGAUUUUGGUUCUUUGAGCUACUCAAAGUAUUUGUAUCACGUACAGGAGAAAUAUAAAAUGUAUGACUUUGUCACACUUUCAUCCUUGUGAUACAGGAUAAAUAAAUAUUUUAAGUAAGAAAUAAA